GUCGCUUUGAGUGGCACACGCGCGAUAAAAACACUUAUUUUUCACCUAACUAUGGUUUUAACUGGAAUGCUAACAGCUAACAGCGGCUGAACGUAUUAAAGUACGCCAUUUUCUUACGUAGACGCUCAGCGAUGGAAAGACACCAUUACCCGUCGUCCCUUUCGUGUGCAGUCACGAGGCUAGCUGCUGAGCUAGCUGCUCGCGCUGUUGUCGCUGCGGACCAUUCAAGCGAUGGGGUUCGUGUUGACAACUGGAGCGACGSCGUUUAAACUCCGCAGAAGCUGAAAGUUUUUGGUUUGUUUUUUUCAGCACGGCCGCCAUCAUGAUGCACCUGCAGGGAUGAUUCUGUCGGUGUUCGUCGUCUUCCUGCUGACCGUCUUUUACGAGGUCCUCAAAGUCUGGAGGGUGUCUCUGGGGAACGGGUUCCAACCGGACCCACCACCCGAGCCGGCAGAUGCCUCGUCCUGCAGCUGCAGCGAGGCCUCGCUGGCCCCCACAGAAACCCCCCUGAAUCCAGAUCCUGGAAGGACCAGGAAAAGCUGGGUGCUGCACCUGGUCCAGGCUCUGCUCCACGUCCUGCAGGUGACUCUGGGCUACAUGUUGAUGCUCUGCGUCAUGUCCUACAACACCUGGAUCUUCCUCGGGGUCAUCGCGGGCUCCGGCCUGGGUUACUUCGUCUCGUUCCCCCUCGUGCAGAGGCUGGGCGUCCUCGCCCGGGUCAAGCCCUGAGUGGGAGCAGAAGACUCACCUGAUGGUUCAGAAYGUUGGGAACGGCUCAAACCAGUUCAGGUUUCAGGUCCUGGAGGAGGAAGUGAGCCUCGUGACGUUCAGCCUGUAAAUCUCUCACAUCCUGUUUUUGUUUUUUAAAUGAUUUUCCACAUAAUGAGUCAAGAUGAGCUGACGGGGAUAAAAUGUUUUUGUUCUUAAAAAAAAAAACUAACAACUGAAAUAACUUUUAUUAGUUGUUUUUUUUUACAAACAUGAAAGUUAGAGGUUACACAAUAAAUAACUGCACUUUGGUCUCCCAUAAACUAAAGGAUUUAAAUAAUUUGAUGUACUAAAAAUAAAGAUGUCUCAAACAUUUCCUAAUAAAUUAAUCCCAAUA
Molecule: messenger RNA, 1105 nt
Organism: Austrofundulus limnaeus
Lineage: Eukaryota; Metazoa; Chordata; Actinopteri; Cyprinodontiformes; Rivulidae
Gene: slc31a2
Product: solute carrier family 31 member 2
Biological process (GO): copper ion transmembrane transport
Cellular component (GO): membrane
Molecular function (GO): copper ion transmembrane transporter activity
Source: RefSeq, a predicted model, not a curated record